This is a messenger RNA of Engraulis encrasicolus (European anchovy), 2892 nucleotides long. It is a transcript of the gene map1lc3b, whose product is annotated as microtubule-associated protein 1 light chain 3 beta. The record is from RefSeq and is a predicted model, not a curated record. The coding region runs from base 162 to 545 and encodes 127 amino acids. Gene Ontology annotation, cellular component: autophagosome membrane; cytosol; autophagosome. Gene Ontology annotation, biological process: macroautophagy; autophagosome assembly; autophagy of mitochondrion. Gene Ontology annotation, molecular function: ubiquitin protein ligase binding; microtubule binding. Lineage: Eukaryota; Metazoa; Chordata; Actinopteri; Clupeiformes; Engraulidae. The transcript is spliced from 4 exons.
UGUUUUGCUGUUGAAGGUGGAUUUAAGGUGGACUUCAGCAGCAGUGGCACCAGCAAAGCCUCUCCACGGGACAGUGCGCAGUUCACCAAAACAGCAUUCGCGAUUAACGAGUCCACAGCAGCUUGUAAAUACACUAUUAUAUAUCUGACAUUUUUCCCACCAUGCCUUCAGAAAAGACCUUCAAGCAAAGAAGGACAUUUGAGCAGCGAGUGGAUGAUGUCAGACAGAUCAGGGAGCAACACCCCAAUAAGAUCCCGGUGAUCAUCGAGCGGUAUAAGGGCGAGAAGCAGCUGCCUAUCCUGGACAAGACCAAGUUCCUGGUACCCGAUCACGUCAACAUGAGCGAACUCAUCAAGAUCAUCAGGAGGCGUCUGCAGCUGAACUCCAACCAGGCCUUCUUCCUGCUGGUGAACGGCCACAGCAUGGUGUCCGUGAGCACGGCCAUCUCGGAGGUGUAUGAGCGCGAGAGGGACGACGACGGCUUCCUCUACAUGGUGUAUGCUUCCCAGGAGACCUUUGGAGCCCCUCAACCUCUCCCACGCUAGACCCACACUCUUUCCAGAGUCUCUCUACGUCAGGACACACACGCACACACGCACAUACACACUUCACACACACAGUAUGACUGUCUCCACCUUAUAUCCAUAUCCCAUAAUGCUACGCUAACUCAUCCCCUCCCACCACCCCAACAAACAAACAAACAAAAAAUCCCCAGAAUCCUAUUUUAGGAUGAGUAACCCCCUCCCCCUAACUUCUGGUAGUAUAGCAAAGCCAGAUCGUCACCCCACCGACCUCAACCCCUAUCCUCCAUACUGUAUAAACUUUCCUGCACCACCCGACAUCCAUACACUGCUUCAGGCUAAUGCUCCUAUGAAACUGCCUCUCUCUCCCUGCCGUAGUCGAUAUCAUAGCUCCCGUGUAGGGGAGACAGCAUUUACUGCCUCCCCCAGCCACUCUCCCUUGAACUUGUCAGUAGGUGAGCUGACCAAUGACGUGCGAGUGAUCAUGAUGAUGUGACGGGUGGGUGUUGCUUGCCCACUGUGGAAAAGUGACUGGACUUAAAGAGGUCAAAUAUCUGUUUUCUACCUAAGGUUUGUUUGUGUGUGUGUGUGUGGUUGUGCGUUAGCACGUUAGCUGGAUCAGCUGUGUCGGAGGAGUGGUGCUUAGCUUAGCUACUGAAGCAGAUGUUUUGACUUUGAUCUAUUUGAUUGACUGAAGCCACGUCCAAUCAGCCAUUAAGUCUUAGUAAAGCAAGCUAUUCAGCAUGACCAAUCAGCUGUCAGCCAGAGUCCUCACCUCACCUCCGUGGCUGACUGUACUGUUAACUAACUAGGCUAACGAAAAGACCAGUGCGCAAAACGUGCUGAUGCCAUGCCAAUCUGCUCUGCUUUGGCCCUGCUUGGAAAAUAAACCCCACCCCAACCUGCAAUUACCACUCAUGCUUUAAAGAAAAGGAGGGUGACUUGAGCAUUUUUGCCAUGGCUUAUUUUAGUUUUAGUAAAGAAAAUAAACAUUUAUAUUACACACAUACAAAGAUUUACAUGGUCCUUGAGGUCCCUAUGCGGCUCUUGGUGGUCCCCCAUGUUGUUAAGUCAGGUUGUGGAAUUUUCCGGAGGUUUUUGAGGGGUUUCCCCCCCAUAGCUCCCCACAGUUUCCUCCUCCGAACUCCAUUAUCUUACAAUAACUUCCUGCCUUGUACAGUUCCCCCAAGAGUGUUCCUCACCGAAGCUAGUCAAUGAGGAAUGCUCAGGUUUCUUACCGAUAAAAGAUUUUAAAAAAUAAAUAAAAAUAGGCAAAAGCUAUGCUCUUUCAUGCCUGCUCAGAUUGUAGUGAAAUGCUUUUUAAAAUGUAAAUGCAGACAGCGCAAGAUUGAAGUAUAAGAGAAAAAGAAUAUACAUAAAUUACUGUUGUGUCAGAGGGGUUGAGUGAAAAUGUACAGAUGUGCGCGCAACAAGGCAUGGUUUUUGCAAGGAUGUCGAUAUAGUGAAUGGGGCUGACCUAUACUGUCAUGUCAAUGACUCAUUUUUACCACAGGAGCAUUGCAAACAACAAAGUAGCUAAUGUAGUUAGCAACUAUGGUUUCGAGAAAUGCACUCUAGAUUUGACUGAAGAACAGUAGAGUCCCAUUUUAAACCUCUCUGAUUUGGCUGCUUUCGGCCCUGUCUCCUCCUUCCUUGGUCUCAUUCGUGAUGGUGCAUGCUGCACAGAUGCAUGCUGAAUGUGAUGUAAUUUCACAGAGCGCUGUUCAAAUCUUGGGGGUGCAUCUCUCGAAACCAUUGUUGCUAACUACGUAUGUUAGCUGCUUUGUUCUUUGCUAUGUAGUGUACCAUUAACAACUACCCAAGUUGCUAACUGGGUAACAACUACGCUUUCGAGAAACGCAUCCCUGAGCAGCGUGUGGCAUCUCGAACAGGACCCUUGUUGUGAUGUUUAGAGACAGGUCAGAGGUCAAAGGUUAGGCCCCUUUGCUUUAGGUUGCACGCUGACUGAGGUGGAGCUUAGAGGGGUCAUCAAGGCUUCGUGCCCCCGUGCCCUCUCCCUCACUCUCACUCUCACUCUCUCUCUGUCUCGCUUCAUCUUUAUCCCUGUCUCUCUUUAUCUAUAAGUAAUUAUAUAAAGAAAAAGAAAAAAACGUUACAAGCAUUUUUACCCGGAAAACAUGUAUCUGCUAUUCAUCUUUUUGUCGUUUUUAUUUAAAUGGUUGUUUAUGUUUUAUGUGUAAAAGAUGAGUCCAUAUAUAGUUGAAAGUUUAGUCUGUAAUGAACAAAGCACAGUCAUUAGGAGAAGGCCAAUUGGUUUUCGGCAAUAUUACGCAAUGUUUUCCUUGUUUUAUUGUUUAUUUUUCUUGUAUUUUUGUUGAUAUUUUAAAAAAUAAAAAAAAUAUUAUACAUA